UUGUUUUGGCGUGUUUGAGCUCCGAAAUUGCGGCAUCUUUACAGGAAAGUUGCAGAGAUCCAAUUGGCGACAUGGACCAAAUAUAUUUCUAGGUUAAACUAGAGGUAAAUAAACAAGCAACCGCAAGGAAAAUCGGGACACGCGGACUGAGCUGACGUAGGACACGCCCCCCCCUGCAGAGGGAUGCAACAGUGAACGCCAUGCAGGUCAUGUGGUCAGGCGUCACGCCGUUCUUCAUCGUCGCCCUCCUCGGACUCCCCCAGGUUCGGCUGCUGGAAGGACCUUUCGUCCCAGACCCGGGCGAGCAGGAAGCGGCCAGCGAGGGGGUAACGCCAGCCCCGACCUCCGAAAACGACGAUGACAACUCACUGCUCUACACAGGAUCGCGUCUGCGCCAGGAGGACUCCCCGCCCCGGAUCGUGGAGCACCCCUCCGACCUGAUCGUGUCCAAGGGGGAGCCGGCCACCCUCAACUGCAAGGCGGAGGGGCGGCCCACCCCGACCGUGGAGUGGUACAAGGACGGGGAGCGGGUGGAGACGGACCGGGACAACCCCCGGUCCCAGCGCAUGCUGCUGCCCAGCGGCUCCCUCUUCUUCCUGCGCAUCGUCCACGGCCGUCGCAGCAAGCCGGACGAGGGCAGCUACGUCUGCGUCGCCCGCAACUACCUGGGGGAGGCGGUCAGCCACAACGCGUCGCUGGAAGUAGCCAUUCUCCGGGAUGACUUCCGGCAGAACCCGUCGGACGUGAUGGUGGCGGCGGGCGAGCCGGCGGUGAUGGAAUGCCAGCCCCCCCGCGGGCACCCCGAGCCCACCAUCUCCUGGAAGAAGGACGGCGCCAACAUUGACGACCGGGACGAGCGCAUCACGAUCCGCGGUGGGAAGCUGAUGAUCACCAACGCCAGGAAGAGUGACGCCGGGAAGUACGUCUGCGUGGGGACCAACAUGGUGGGCGAGCGGGAGAGCGAGAUCGCCGAGCUCACCGUGCUGGAGCGGCCCAGCUUCGUGAAGAGACCCAGCAGCCAGGUGGUUCUGGUGGACUCGAGCGUGGAGUUCCGGUGCGAGGCCCGGGGCGACCCGGUCCCCACGGUGCGCUGGAGGAAGGAGGACGGGGACCUGCCCAAAGGGAGGUUCGAGAUCCGGGAGGACCACACGCUGAAGGUGCGGCGUGUGACGUCGGCGGACGUGGGCUCCUACACCUGCGUGGCGGAGAACAUGGUGGGCAAGGCGGAGGCAUCGGCCACGCUCACCGUCCACGUCGUGUCUGUGCCCCCAGCCUUCGUGGUGCGGCCUCGGAACCAGGUGGUGGCUGUGGGCCGCACGGUCACCUUCCAGUGCGGAGCUACGGGAAACCCCCAACCUGCAAUAUUCUGGCAGAGAGAGGGCAGCCAGAACCUGCUCUUCUCCUACCAGCCGCCCCAGCCCUCCAGCCGCUUCUCCGUCUCGCAGACGGGCGACCUCACCAUCACAGACGCCGAGCGCUCGGACGUAGGCUACUACAGCUGCCAGGCCCUCAACAUCGCCGGCAGCGUCAUCACCAAGGCCCUGCUGGAGGUCACCGACGUGGUGUCGGACCGGCCCCCUCCAGUGAUCCGCCAGGGCCCAACGAACCAGACAGUGGCGGUGGACGGGACGGUGGUCCUGAGCUGCCUAGCGACAGGCACCCCGACCCCCACCAUCCUGUGGAGGAAGGACGGGGUGCUGGUCUCCACUCACGACUCCCGCGUGAAGCAGCUGGAGACGGGUGCGCUGCAGAUCCGCUACGCCAAGCUGGGAGACACAGGCAUGUAUACCUGCAUUGCCUCCACCCCCAGUGGAGAGGCAUCCUGGAAGGCCUACCUGGAGGUUCAAGAAUUCGGAGUUCCAGUACAGCCGGGCAGACCCACGGACCCCAAUCUGAUCCCCAGCGCCCCGUCCAAACCAGAAGUGACGGAUGUCACUCGCAGCUCUGUCACCCUGUCCUGGAAGCCCAACCUUAAUUCUGGAGCCACGCCCACUUCUUAUAUAAUUGAGGCCUUCAGUCACGCCUCCGGGAGCAGCUGGCAGACGCUGGCGGAGCACGUGAAGACGGAGAGCUUCGUGCUGAAAGGCCUGCGGCCCAGCGCGGUCUACCUCUUCCUGGUGCGGGCCGCCAACGCCUACGGCCUGAGCGAGCCCAGUCCCAUCAGCGACGCCGUCAAGACACAAGACAUCCCGCCCACUAGCCAGGGUGUGGACCACCGGCAGGUGCAGAGGGAGCUGGGAAAUGUAGUCAUCCACCUGCACAACCCCACCAUCCUGUCGUCCUCCUCCGUCAGGGUGCAGUGGACGGUGGAGCAGCAGUCCCAGUACAUCCAGGGCUACAAGGUCAUGUACCGCCCCUCUCCGGACGGGGGGCAGCCGCGGGGGGAGUGGAGCGUUUUCGAGGUGCGCACGCCGGGCGAGGACAGCGCCGUGGUCCCUCAGCUGAAGAAGGGCGUCACCUACGAGUUCAAGGUGCGGCCCUUCUUCAACGAGUUCCAGGGCAUGGACAGCGACGUCAAGGUGGCCAAGACGCUGGAGGAAGCCCCCAGUGCUGCCCCCCGUGGGGUUACCGUGACAAAGAGCGAUGACAAUGGGACGGCUAUCCUGGUUUCCUGGCAACCGCCUCCCGAGGAGGAGCAAAACGGGGUGGUUCAGGAGUACAAGAUCUGGUGUCUGGGUAAUGAGAGCAGAUACCACAUCAACCGCACCGUGGACGGGUCCACCUUCUGGGUCCUCAUCCCUAACCUGUCCCCCGGGAUCCGGUACAGUGUGGAGGUGGCGGCCAGCACCGGUGCCGGUCCAGGAGUGAAGAGCGAUGUCACCUUCUUCCAGCUGGACUCGUCGGGGCGCAUGACGGAGAGCGUGGUGAGGGACCCGGAGAACACGCUGUCUCAGCAGAUCUCGGACGUGGUGAAGCAGCCGGCCUUCAUAGCAGGCAUCGGCGCCGCCUGCUGGAUCAUCCUCAUGGUCUUCAGCAUCUGGCUGUACCGUCACCGCAAGAAGAGGAGCGGGCUCAGCAGCAGCUACGCCGGCAUCCGCAAGGUUCCAUCCUUUACUUUCACUCCAACAGUGUCCUAUCAGCGUGGAGGAGAGGCUGUUAGCAGUGGUGGAAGGCCCGGCCUCCUGAACAUCGGGGAGCCCGCCUCCCAGCCCUGGCUGGCCGACACCUGGCCCAACACCUGCUCCAACCACAACGACUGCAGCAUCAGCUGCUGCACCGCCAGCAACGGCAACAGCGACAGCAACCUGGCCACCUACAGCCGCCCCGCUGACUGCAUCGCCAACUACAACAACCAGCUGGAGAACAAGCAGACGAACCUGAUGGUGCCGGAGUCGGGCGUGUACGGCGACGUGGACCUGUCCAACAAGAUCAACGAGAUGAAGACCUUCAACAGCCCCAACCUGAAGGACGGCCGCUUCGUGGGGCCCGGGGGCCAGCCCACGCCCUACGCCACCACCCAGCUCAUCCAGUCCAGCAUCAUGAGCAACAACAUCAACAGCGGGGUCGGGGUCGGGGGUGGGGGCGGGAGCGGAGGGGGCGGGGCCGGCGGCGACCUCAACGAGAAGCACUGCUGGAAGCCUCCCACUGCCCAGCAGCAGAAGCAGCAGGAAGUGACGUCACAGCUGCAGUACAACAUCAUGGAGCAGAACAAGCUGAACAAGGACCACUACAGGGGCGGGGAUGUCCCCAUGCCAGCCACCAUCCCCUACAGCCAGGCCCACGAGCUCAACACCGGGGGGUCCUACAACAGCUCGGACCGAGGCAGCAGCAGCACCUCGGGGAGCCAGGGUCAGAAGAAGGGAGUACGGACACCCAAACUGUCCAAACAGAGCACAAUGAACUGGGCUGAUAUGCUGCCCCCUCCCCCUGCCAACCCCCCUCCCUGCCGCAACACAGACGAGUAUUCUCUAACUCUGGAUGAGAGCUACGACCCGGACAUGCAGUGCCCCAUGCCUCCGUCCCGGAUGUACCUGCAGCCGGGCGAGCUGGAGGAAGAAGAGGAGGAAGAGGAGCUGGAGCGAGGGCCCACGCCCCCCGUCCGAGGAGCCGCCUCGUCCCCGGCCGCCGUCUCCUACAGCCACCAGUCGACAGCGACGCUCACCCCCUCACCCCAGGAGGAGACACAGCCCAUGCUGCCGGACAGUUGCGAAAACAUGGGCCCCGCCCAGCACGACCGCAGACGCCACACUGUCAGCCCCCCACCCCCUCCGCGGCCCCUCUCCCCUCCCCACACGUACGGCUACAUCUCCAGCCCCCUGGCGCUCGACACAGAUGGGCUCGAGGAGGAGGAAGAGGAGGAAGAGGAGGAAGGGGACGAGACAGACGCGGAGGUGGCCAAGGCCCACCACCACCCCCACCACCACCCGCACCACCCCCACCACCAGCAGCAGCUGCACCCGCGCCGGCUCCUCCUGCGGGGCCUGGAGCAGACGCCCGCCUCCAGCGUGGGCGACCUGGAGAGCUCAGUCACGGGCUCCAUGAUCAACGGCUGGGGCUCGGCCUCGGAGGAGGACAACGCCUCGUCCGGCCGCUCCAGCGCCGUCAGCUCUUCCGACGGCUCCUUCUUCACCGACGCCGACUUCGCCCAGGCCGUGGCGGCCGCCGCCGAGUACGCCGGCCUCAAGGUGGCCAAGUACCCCGGCGUGGUGCCCGAGCAGGGGGUUCCAGGAGCCCGAAAGUACCACAUGGCCCCUCCGGGCCACCGUCCCACCAGCCCUGUGUCCACCGACAGCAACAUGAGUGCUGCUGUCAUGCAGAAACGGCCGCCCAAGAAGCAGAAGCAGCACCCGACGGGCCACCCGGCCCACCAGCGCCGCGACGCCUACCCUGAAGACCUCCCGCCCCCUCCGAUCCCCCCACCAGCGGUGCUGAAGUCCCCCAGCCACCCCGGGAAGCUGGCCCAGGAGGGGCGGGGUGGGGCGGCACAGAAGAUGGGCGGAGACAGGAGGGCCGGAACCGGGGGCAGUCGGCCCAGAGACGGCUCGGACCCCCGCACCAGCUCCUCGGAGCGCAGGGAGGCCCAGGAGAGACAGAAGGCCGGCCGCGGAGGGAAGGGGGCCAAGCAGGAGGCCAGCACCAGCGCCAGGGCCCGCCAGAACCCAGGCUCAGAGGACAUCCCGCCCUACAGCCGGCCCUCCUUCCCUGCAGUGCAGAGCCCCCGGGACCGGGACCCCAGCUCCUCCAGCUCCAUGUCCUCCCGGGGGUCGGGGGGGCGACGGAGGGGAGAGGGGCCACCGGGAGCGCGCAGAAACCCUGCUGACAUGGGGCUCAAUACCAUCGGGGCCUUCCAGCCUGGGGAGGAUGACCUGGAGCUUGUGGAGAGCUGAAGUCCAUGCGAGGAGGAGGGGAUUGUUAUUGAAGACUUUGCCAGGAGAGGAAUAUCAAAUCUCUUCAUAUUUUAUACAUUGCAGUAUCAGAACCAUUAUGUUUUGCUGACAAUUAUGUAAAUUGUGUUUCUUUACAU
Messenger RNA from Megalops cyprinoides (Indo-Pacific tarpon), 5464 nucleotides. RefSeq names its product roundabout, axon guidance receptor, homolog 1 (Drosophila) (gene robo1). Gene Ontology annotation, molecular function: axon guidance receptor activity; protein binding. The coding region runs from base 201 to 5327 and encodes 1708 amino acids. Gene Ontology annotation, biological process: axon midline choice point recognition; Roundabout signaling pathway; axon guidance. The transcript has 32 exons. The record is from RefSeq and is a predicted model, not a curated record. Lineage: Eukaryota; Metazoa; Chordata; Actinopteri; Elopiformes; Megalopidae.